AUGGAUCUUGACUUGGCUCUGCUGAAUGAUAAGUCUGCUGCCAUUACUGAUACGAGCAGUGCAGAUGAUAAGUCUUUCCACAAAGCAUGGGAACACUCUAACAAGCUGAGCCUUAUGUUUAUGCGAAUGAGUAUUGCUAACAACAUUAAGAGUACUAUACUACAAACAGAAAGUGCCAGGGAAUACCUGAAGUUUGUGGAAGAACGUUUUCGUUCUACAGAUAAGUCUCUCGCUGGUACACUAAUGGCUGAACUCACGACCAUGAAGUUUGAUGGGUCGCGUAGUAUGCAAAAUCAUAUCAUCGAGAUGACUAACAUUGCAGCAAGACUUCAAACCUUGGAGAUGAAAGUUGAUGACUCCUUCUUGGUUCAGUUUAUUCUGAAUUCGUUGCCUCCUGAGUAUGGACCUUUUCGAAUUAACUAUAACACUAUUAAGGAUAAGUGGAAUGUUAAUGAAUUGUCGAGUAUACUUACUCAGAAGGAGUCAAGACUUAAAAAAUAA
Messenger RNA from Nicotiana attenuata, 501 nucleotides. RefSeq lists its product as uncharacterized. The transcript has a single exon. The record is from RefSeq and is a predicted model, not a curated record. Bases 1 to 501 code for a protein of 166 amino acids. Lineage: Eukaryota; Viridiplantae; Streptophyta; Magnoliopsida; Solanales; Solanaceae.